This is a messenger RNA of Oenanthe melanoleuca, 1840 nucleotides long. It is a transcript of the gene CHCHD5, whose product is annotated as coiled-coil-helix-coiled-coil-helix domain containing 5. Bases 54 to 392 code for a protein of 112 amino acids. The record is from RefSeq and is a predicted model, not a curated record. NCBI's taxonomy places the organism in Eukaryota, Metazoa, Chordata, Aves, Passeriformes, Muscicapidae. The transcript is spliced from 4 exons.
UGCGCAGAGCGAAGGAGUGGCGGAAGUGAAGCGGUGGAGGAGGAAGAGGCGCCAUGGAGGCGCUGGCUGUCACCGCCCAGCUCUGCGGGCCGGAGCUGGAGCGCUACGGGCGCUGCGUGGCCGCGAGUCCCGGCAGGUGGCACCGGGAUUGUCACCAGCUGUCCCUGAGCGUCACCGAGUGCGCCACCAACCACCCCCUGGUUCGCCAGAUCCGCCGCGAUUGCUCCGAACCCUUCGGUGCCUUCGAGCGCUGCCUCCGAACCCGGCCCCAGGAGGUGGCAGAGUGCCAGCCCCAGGUCACCCAGUUCCUGCUCUGUGCCCAGAGUGUCACCCAGAAUGUCACCUCAGGUGUCACACCUGGUGUCACCCCCACAGGAUUUCCAGGAAAUUGAAGCUCCCAGGAUUAGAAUUUUUGGGAUUAAUCAAAUUCCCUGCUCAGGGGAGGAAAAAAGAAGGAAAAACCUUUGGAAAAAAACUUGGAAAAAGCAGGAAAAAUUUGGGAAUUCCACCUGGGAACUGGCGCAGGUCAUCCUGGAGCUCCUCCUCAUCCAUCCUGGAUUUUUUUUGGGAAUUUUUUUGGGAUUUUUCAGGAUCAGAAGAAAUCCAGGAACGAUCCCAGGAAUGUUCCAGUUCCCCCUCCCCCACCAGAAAGUUAAAAUUUAAUCCAAGGAAUUUUGGGGGAUUUUUUUUGGCCAAUCCCAAAGAAUUUCUUGGGGUUUUUUAGCUCUUCAUUUAAGGAAUUUUGGGAAUUUUUAGAGAUUUUUUUUAAAACAAACAAAAAAAAAAUUAAUUUUUUUAGGGAUUUUUUGGGAGAUUUUUGUGUGAUUAUCAUGGAUUUUUCGAGACUUUUUGUGGGGUUUCCAUUGAUUUUUUAAAUUCAUUUUAAUGGAUUUUUUUCUCUUUUAGGGGAAUUUUAAGGUAUUUUCAUAGGUUAUUUUUUGAUUGCAGGGUUUUUAAAAUGUAUGGAUUUUUUUUUAAAUUUUUGAGCAAUGUUUUAUGGAUUUGGGAGGAUUUUUGUGGACUUUUAAUGGAUUUUUUGUGGACUUUUGAAUAAUUUAUUAUAGAUUUGGGAUUUUAGUGGAUUUUUUUUUUUUUUUUUAGAUUUUGGGGGGAUUUCUGUGGAUUUUUGAGGGAUUUCUUUGGAUUUUGGAGAAUUUUUCUUCUAAUUUUGGGGAGAUUUUGGGGGAAUUUUCAAAGAUUUUCCUCCUCUUUUUGAAUCAAAUCCACAAAAUCCCGGAGCUGCCGCCUCCAAACCCCCAUAAAAAACGAGUGUGGGAAAUGGAAAAAAUCGGGAAUUUUCCCCUCCCUCCUAAAAAAAAACCAAAAAAAACCCCGAAAACUUGGAUUUAGGAAUAAAUACCUCAAUUCCGAGGGCACGGAGACCUAGAAAUGUCACCGGGUUUCGUCACCGGGGCCAAAUUCCGGACGAUUUUCUGGCCACAGCUCCAGAGGAUUCGGGGUCAAAAUGGCACCGAGUCCCUGAGGGGAGGGGAAAAGGGCGGGAAAAAAAAGGCGGGAAAAACAAAAAAGGGGGAAAAAAGGGCAGGGAAAAAUUCUCUUUAUCUAGGUCCAUGUUCUUUUCUUAUUUUAAAUAUUCUGGUUUCUACAAACUCCAAAACUUCCAUGAUUAACACUAAUAAUUUAUCAAUUAUCACAUUGGGUUUAAUCAUCGAUUUCCCUUUAUCCAAGUCCGUGUUCUAUUCUUAUUUUAAGCAUUCUGGUUUCUACAAACUCCAAAACUUCUGUGAUUAACACGAAUUACUUAUCAAUUACCACAGCCGCGCGGGUUCUGGAGCAUUGAAUUUAUUUAUAUUAAAACUGUUUUUAGAGUUUCCCGUUA